Molecule: messenger RNA, 995 nt
Organism: Galdieria sulphuraria
Lineage: Eukaryota; Rhodophyta; Bangiophyceae; Galdieriales; Galdieriaceae
Exons: 1
Coding region: 74-967 (297 amino acids)
Source: RefSeq, a predicted model, not a curated record
UCUUCAUUGUGGUUCAAUUAUGUGUGGAUUUUUGGAGGGAUUUUGGAUUUAAACCUAUUUCUAAGAGGAAGGGAUGAGCAAAGUGAAUGAUGGAGUAGUGGAACAAGUUCGAAUCCCACCUUCACUAGCUCCUAGUAAGGACAGUUUAAGUUUAUGGAACUUUUCACUUUCACCUGGUUGGACGAAGGAAGAAGUUCGCGUUUUAAGUCUCUGUUUGAUGUCGUUUGGUGUUGGUCGUUGGCAGAAGAUCGUAGAUAGUGGAUACCUACCGAACAAGACGAUAUCGCAGUUGAAUUUACAGACUCAGCGGUUGAUUGGACAACAGUCUGUGGCAGAGUUUACGGGUCUUUGUAUCGAUCCAGCUGAAGUGAGGGAACACAAUGAGCAGAGGAUUGCGCAAGGAGCGAAAACGAAAGGAGGUAUCAUCGUAAAUACAGGUCCCAAUCCUACCAAAGAGAUUAUAAUGAGUCGAUUGAAAGAAAAUUCAAAAAAGUUUGGUUUGAAAGAGGAGCAGAUUGCGGUAGCAAAAGCUCAAUUGCUGGGAAUCGUUGAAGGUCAAAAGAUGCAACGGAAUUUGGAUAAGUUCUCGACCAAGACAAGACAACAAGCUGUAUCCGCUAUUUUAGAGCAAACAAAAGAUGGAGAUAAGAAGCAGUUGUGCGUGGACAAAGAUGGUCUUCAACUUUAUAGUUUGGAAGAAAAAAGUGACAAGGAUACACACGAAUUGAGAAAGUAUUGGGUCAAACUGAUGAAUACGUUGCACAUUAUCAAUGAGACCAUUCACAAACUGCAAUCAGAAGCCUCAUCAACGGAAGAAAAGAAUGCCAUGCAAGAUAUCACCAACGUGGAUACAGCAAAGCAAUCCGAGUCAGUUCAUACAAACUACCAUCAGUCAAGUUGUGCGACGAAAGAAGAACGAGUUGAUUCAUCUUUUUCAGAAAAACAGGGAACAAAAAGACGAAGAUGAAUGAAAUGUGUCCACGUGAUGAAAGUUU